GAUGAGCAAGAUAUUCCGUUGGCAUGGCCCGAGCAUGGUCCGUCCUCUUACAAACACAAUGGCUCGAUACGGAAUGUGAGCACUUUUUCUUGAUAUCCAACAGGGUACGCGAGAGAAGAUUAAAUAACUUGCUCAUCCCCAGGAAUUUGGUCAAUUGUGAAUUGAAUUAAGCUUUCAGCCAAAUAGUCUGUACCUUUCCUAGAGCCUCGAAGAAUUUCUUCUCUUACUUGUACCUGCUUCCGCGAAUAUCCCCAAAUUCUUCCAAUAUCAACAAAGAGAACCUCCACACAAUGGCACGUCUAACGGCUCUUCUCGGUCUUGCUGCCGUUGUCUCCCAAUGCUCUGCGCACUUUCUCUUGAACUAUCCUCCAACCUAUGGUUUCAACGAUGAUGCAGAAGGAACUGCUCCUUGUGGUGGCUUUACCGUUGGUUUCGAUAAGAAUGUUACCGACUUCCACGUAGAUGGAGAUUCAAUUGCAAUGACCUCUACCCACCCAACUACAACAUGGUUGUUCAGAGCUACGCUUGGAAAUGAUACUGCUGCGGCCAACUGGACAGACCUUAUCCCAUCUGUCCAACAAACUGGUCUCGGUGCUUUCUGCGAACCAACCGUUACUGUUCCAUCCACAUUCGCUGGAAGCCAGGGUGUCAUCAAUGUUGUCGCUGAUGGUCCAGAUGGACUUCUCUACCAAUGCGCCGCCGUAUCUUUUGUUACCGGAUCCGCAACCGCUGCUCCUACUUCAUGCAAGAAUGCAACCGGUGUAUCGGCAAGCUACGCUGCAGACGCAGCCCUCUCCAGCCUUCCCGCAUCCGCGACCGCAACCGCAUCCACCAGUGGAACCUCCGGCACCGCUGCUGCAACCAGUUCUAGCGCGGCUGGAGCUUUGACUGUUGGACCUGUGGCAUAUGGUGCUAUGGGAUCCUUAAUGUGGGUUGGAAGCAUUGGUGUUGCCAGUUUCGCUGCUUUCUUGUUGUAAAUAAUGGAUGGGAUAUGAUAUGAAUAACGAAUGAACAAAUGCGAGCGAGAUACGCUGUAAAUAGGAUUUUAUUCCAGAAUAAUCGAAAUUAAAAGAAUUAAUUAAAAAUCACUUGGCUGUCUUCAACCUGCAAACUUGAGCCCAGAGCUUACUAUCAAAAACGCGUUCUCGCUCAUCUGCGUGUGACACUGAAUUCCUAUGAAGGAGUUAAUCCCGCUUGCAGAAUCGCAAGCAACAAUGUCACUUGAAACCUUAGACUGGGAUUGAUCCUCGUUGUAUGUGCGGAGAUCAGACAACAGAGCGUGGAAUUUUUGGUGCAUUAAUCAUGAUGGGCCAAGGAAAAUAUCCA
Messenger RNA from Botrytis cinerea B05.10, 1326 nucleotides. RefSeq lists its product as hypothetical. NCBI's taxonomy places the organism in Eukaryota, Fungi, Ascomycota, Leotiomycetes, Helotiales, Sclerotiniaceae. The record is from RefSeq and is a predicted model, not a curated record. The transcript is spliced from 4 exons. Bases 291 to 977 code for a protein of 228 amino acids.